AUGGUUUUCAUCCAUCUGGAGCUGGAGUUUCGCUAUGAGGGUCAGAAGCUGAGGGGCUUCACCUGUAAGCUAACCCAUUCGCCCGACGGAUUUCUCCCAGAGAGCUCCUGGAAAAUCGCCUCCCAAGUCCUCCUGCCCUACCUACUGGCUGGACUGGGCAUGGUAGCCACUGGAAUUCUCAUGGACACUGUACAACACUGGGAUGUGUUUAAGGAGAUUACUGAGUUGUUCAUUCUAGUUCCUGCCCUUGUGGGACUGAAGGGAAAUCUGGAGAUGACUUUGGCCUCUAGACUCUCUACAGCUGCAAACACAGGGCAGCUGGAUGACCCCAAGCAACAGCAGAGAAUGGUCUACAGCAACUUGGCUCUCAUACAGGUGCAGGCCACGGUGGUGGGGGUGCUGGCUGCAGCCGUGGCAGUUGGACUGGGGGGGUUGACCAGGGGGAGGGUAGACCUGCAGCAGGCCACUGUCCUGUGUGCCGGGGGGGUCACCACUGCCUUCAUUGCAGCCCUUACUCUGGGUCUGGUGAUGGUCGGCGUGAUCAUCGGCUCGCGGAAAGUGGGGGUCAACCCUGAUAAUGUGGCCACACCCAUUGCUGCCAGUCUAGGUGACCUCAUCACCCUGCUGCUGUUAGCUGGGAUCAGCAGUGUCCUCUUUAAGGUCAAAGAGCUGUGGUACCUGAUGCUUGUGAUAAGUGGCUUCUUCCUGCUUCUUAUUCCUUUCUGGUUGGUCAUCGCAUGUCACAGUCCACCAAUCAGAGAGGUGCUGAGGUCUGGGUGGCAGCCAGUCAUCAUUGCCAUGCUCAUCAGCAGUAUAGGUGGGUUGAUUCUGGACAAAACCGUGACGGAUCCGAAUUUCGAGGGUAUGGCUGUGUUGACACCUGUCAUUAAUGGUGUUGGCGGUAACCUGGUGGGAAUCCAGGCCAGUCGUAUCUCAACGUACCUCCAUUACGUGAGCGAGCCAGGAAUCCCACCCAGUGCACAGAAACAGCACUGGCCUUACCCCAGUGUGACCUUCUGUUCCUCAGGUGUGAACUCCACCUCAGCCAGGGUCCUCUCAUCCCUGGUGGUCCCGGGACACCUGAUCUUCCUCUGCAUCAUUAAACAGGUGCGAGGGGGAGAUGCAGGGGCGAACCUAACCUUCGUCUGCUGUUAUCUGCUGGCCGCCCUCUUACAGGUUCUGAUUCUCCUCUAUGUGGCCGAUGUGAUGAUUCAUCUGAUGUGGCGACACGGCCUGGAUCCGGAUAACUUCUCCAUUCCAUAUUUGACAGCGCUAGGAGACCUCCUGGGGACCAGCCUGCUCGCGCUGACCUUUAAAAUAGUCCUACUGACAAAAUCAACGUGCUCCGUCUGA
Chanos chanos (milkfish) is the source of this 1353-nucleotide messenger RNA. RefSeq names its product solute carrier family 41 member 3-like. Gene Ontology annotation, cellular component: plasma membrane. Gene Ontology annotation, biological process: monoatomic cation transport. Gene Ontology annotation, molecular function: monoatomic cation transmembrane transporter activity. Bases 1 to 1353 code for a protein of 450 amino acids. The transcript is spliced from 10 exons. NCBI's taxonomy places the organism in Eukaryota, Metazoa, Chordata, Actinopteri, Gonorynchiformes, Chanidae. The record is from RefSeq and is a predicted model, not a curated record.